Molecule: messenger RNA, 2100 nt
Organism: Candidozyma haemuli
Lineage: Eukaryota; Fungi; Ascomycota; Pichiomycetes; Serinales; Metschnikowiaceae
Exons: 2
Coding region: 1-2100 (699 amino acids)
Biological process (GO): transmembrane transport; intracellular iron ion homeostasis
Cellular component (GO): endosome; vacuolar membrane
Molecular function (GO): siderophore-iron transmembrane transporter activity
Source: RefSeq, a predicted model, not a curated record
AUGGACGUGAAACCAAGUGCAAUACAAGUCACUUCAGAGCCUUCACCUGCUACGAAGUCUUCCCAUGAUUUAUCAAGACAGGAUACUGUCUCAUCCUCCAGCACUGAUGAUUCAAAGGUGUUGGGCAAGUCGUUUGGUAUUCGUAAGCAGGAGCUUAUGAUGGAGCACCUCAAUACCAUCCCUCUUCGGACUCUUCAUUUCUUUGGAAUCUUCGCCGGUAUGCUUGUUUCUGUUUUGGAAAACAACGUGACGAGAGUUUUUAUGGGCUAUGCCACCAGUGAAUAUAAGCAACAUUCACUUAUGUCUACCAUUCAGCUUAUCCAGGGAGUCGUUGCUGCCGCUUCCUUACCAGCUUAUGCUAGAUUGUCUGAUAUUUUCGGUCGUUUUGAACUUUUCUUAUUCAGUUUGAUCUUGAGAGUUGCUGGUCUUAUCAUCAUGUCGCAAGCUAAGAAUGUUCAGAUUUAUGCUGGAGGAAUUGUGCUUUAUUCGGCCGGCUGGGCUGGUGCAAGAAUUUUGUUCCAGAUUAGUGCCUCGGACGCUUCUUCUUUGAGAAACAGAUUGUUGGCGGUGGCGGUUGUUAGCUUGCCCACUAUUAUCACGACUUGGGCAGCAGGAGAGAUUGUGGAUGAAUUGUUGGCUAGACACGGAUGGAGUUUUGGAACCUUGCUUUGGGCCUGGACAAUGCCGUUGUCUUCUAUUCCAUUCUUAUCAACUUUUGUAUACACCUGGUAUAAAGCACUGAAGACACCCCAAUGGGUAAAGUUAUGCCAGGAAGAAAGAGAAAGCCAUGUUGAGUUGAAUGCCGCCCAGAUGAAACAUGACGAAUAUAUCCAAAACGGAGGCUCGAAGAUUUGGGGAAGGACCAAGAAAGCAUGCACUUAUGUGAAAUACAAAUCGGUGCAAACGUUUUGGGAUGUUGAUCUUAUGGCUUGUGUUUUCAUUAUUGCAAUCUUUGGUCUUAUCUUGGUACCUUUGACCUUGGCUGGCGGUGCUCAAAGCGCUUGGGUGCAAGCAAAAAUUCUUGUUCCCUUGGUACUCGGUUUCUGUCUUAUUCCUGCCUUUGUCCUCUGGGAGACGAAGUUUGCUAAGACUCCCUUGGUACCAUUCCCUUUAUUGAAGGAUCGUGGCGUAUGGGCUGGUCUUGCUAUCGGUGUUUUAAACAACUUCGCUUCUGGUAUCCCAGGUGCUUUUGCUUACGCUGUUCUCUUGGUCGGUAUGAAUGCUACCGAAGUGGUAGCUACGCGUACUCCUAGAUUGGGUGGAUUCAUUUCUUCGAUUGUUUUGCCCAUCCUUGGAUUAGUGAUCAUCAAGGUCAAGAGAACCAAAGGCUUUAUUCUUUUUGGUAACUGUAUGAUGUUUGUCUCAAUGGGAUUGUUCGUUCACUUUAGAGGUGACAACGACGGGAUUGCCGCUAAAUACUUCAGAGAUGGUAUUGCUGCCGCUUUUUCCUUGGACGGCUUUGCUUCUGCUUUCUUUAUGAGACCCGUGGGUGUCUCUAUUCAAGCUUGUACUAACCACGAGUACAUGGCUACCGUUACCGCCUUAUUUGCAGCCCUCUAUAACAUCGGAAGAGCUUUGGGAAGCUGUGUUUCUGGUGCAAUCUGGACACAGAGAAUGCACCCUACAAUUGCUGCUAAGAUGAGAGAGUUGGGGGUCGAUCCGAUAUUGGCCAACUCUGCUUAUGAAUCUCCAUACAAGUUUAUUAAAGACUACCCAUGGGGGACUCCUGCAAGAAGAGCCGUCGUUUUAGCCUAUGCCGAAUUGCAAAAACAGCUUUGUAUUGUUGCCAUCUGUCUCUUGGUUCCAUUGCUUGUAUUUGUUUUCUUGCUCAGAGACCAUAAGUUGAUUAAUGCCCAGUCUCUUGAAGAUGUUGAGGAUGUCGAGAAGGGUGCUGUGGCAGCAGAGAGAAAGAAGGGUACUGUCAUUUACACGGAUGAUGACGACCCAAUCUUCAGAUUCUGCAGAAGGGUAGUCCACAAGUCCACCAUGUUGAUCGAUGAUGACUUCAGAGCGAAGAAGAGGUUGUUCAAGCUUUGUGUCAACUGCUUCUGCCCGGUACCGGCGACGGCGCGUCAUGGUGCCAAGAUAAAGCUCUGGUGA